Messenger RNA from Calypte anna (Anna's hummingbird), 7507 nucleotides. RefSeq names its product DnaJ heat shock protein family (Hsp40) member C5 (gene DNAJC5). Gene Ontology annotation, cellular component: intracellular membrane-bounded organelle; presynapse; membrane. Gene Ontology annotation, biological process: regulation of synaptic vesicle cycle. The coding region runs from base 452 to 1048 and encodes 198 amino acids. The record is from RefSeq and is a predicted model, not a curated record. NCBI's taxonomy places the organism in Eukaryota, Metazoa, Chordata, Aves, Apodiformes, Trochilidae. The transcript has 7 exons.
CCCCUGCCCGCCGUCGGUGUCGCCGGGUCCCGCUCGGUGUCUGGCGGCGGCGGCGGCCGCAGCCCCUGAGGUAACAGCGCUGAGACCGAGGGGGGGGCCCGUUCGACACCGGGAGGAACCGCCCGCACCCUGGGGCCGCCCCCACCCCCCCGCCCCGGGGCUGCCGGGGCCCCGCGGGGCACAGGAGAUUGAGUUUUAAAGGUGUGUGAAGGCUGCUCCCACUUACCUUGGAAUAUUGGAGCUAGACACCAGCACCUCUGCACUGAGGACCCCUUGGAUUCACCCUGAAGGAACCUGAUUACACCUGAAUAAAACCUUCAAACUGCACAAAUGCUCACAGUGCCACCAGAGCUCCAGCUUGUAGCAGCAGUAGCUUUGGGAGAGCUAAAUCAACAUCUACAAUCUCAACCAGGAUGCUUUGGGGCUGGUUCUCUCUUCAGCUUAGCUCAGGAUGGCAGACCAGAGGCAACGUUCACUCUCUACUUCUGGAGAAUCAUUGUACCACGUGCUAGGGCUGGACAAGAAUGCCACUUCAGAUGAUAUCAAAAAGUCAUACAGGAAACUGGCGUUGAAAUACCAUCCUGAUAAAAACCCUGAUAACCCAGAGGCAGCAGAAAAGUUUAAAGAGAUCAAUAAUGCCCAUGCAAUAUUGACAGAUGCCACCAAGAGGAACAUUUAUGAUAAGUAUGGGUCUCUGGGGCUCUAUGUAGCAGAGCAGUUUGGUGAAGAAAAUGUGAACACGUACUUCGUGCUGUCCAGCUGGUGGGCAAAGGCCUUGUUUGUGUUCUGUGGGCUGAUCACAGGCUGCUACUGCUGCUGCUGUCUGUGCUGCUGCUGUAAUUGUUGCUGUGGGAAGUGUAAACCUAAACCUCCUGAAGGUGAAGAGCAGGAGUACUACGUCUCUCCAGAGGACCUGGAGGCACAGUUGCAGUCAGAUGAAAGGGAGGCCUCAGAUGCACCUAUUGUGAUACAGCCAGCAUCAGCCACAGAGACAACCCAGCUCACAGCUGACUCCCACCCCAGCUACCACACCGAUGGAUUUAAUUAAGUUAAGGAAACACUGUAAUUAGAAUGGAUUAAACAAACAAACACAACAGAAAACAAACAAACAAACAAACAAAAUACAUGGCCAACUCAACACUAGAAUCAUGAACAUUAGAAGUAGAGAAUGGGGAGGGGGAAUUAAUUCUGCCACAGUAAGAAGGCAGCUUUCCAACCUGCUGAAAAGAUUUUGUAAUCCCUUCAGCCUUUUGUCACCUUUCAGUGUCGUAUCUUGAUGAUACCUGAAGUGCUGUAGCAUGCAGUAUUUAAAGCAGUUUAGCUACAAUCUUGUUUCCUUUUUUUUUUUUUUUCCUGUUUCUGGUUUUUUUUUUAAUUUUUAUUUUUUAAUAGCGUGUCUGGAGUUCUGUUCGUUGUCUGUGGUGUAAUGUAUUGGGUUGUCACAAUAUGUGAUGGAGACAUUCUGCAUUUUAAGCAGUGCUACUGGCCUAAAAAAGGAGAUUUAAAAAGAAAAAGUUUCACAGAAGCCACCAUUGUUCCACACAGCUGAGCUGUCAAGGACCUUUAAAAGUUCAGGAUUCUCAUUUGAGUGCAAGAAACCAAUUCUUUUAAUUCCUCCUAUUCCUGUGUUGUUAUCCAAGCAAGUUUACAAAGCCAAGAACCAGAAAAAUACCAGUCCUGCAGAGCUGGAAUUCUCUUUAAUGCUGGUUUUCAGCUUAAAUAAAUCUAUCUUGAAAAAUAAGAAGGGGAGUUUCCAAUCUUUGAGCAGUGAGUUGGUGAACAGCUCAUUCUUGGAGGGCAAUCUUUAGUGACAGUGUCACCCCAGCCUCUGGUUUGGCACCAGACCAGCUGUGAAGGGGCUUUUUUUGGUGGUGAGACUUUAACUCCAAGCACAGUUCUGGUUUGGUUUGAGUUCAGUCAUUUUCCUGAAACACUAAAGACUAAAUAGUGCAGCUUUUUUUGAACCUUGCAGUGAAACUGCUGAACUGGUUUUCACUGAGCAAGUAAAAUGCAGACAGAUUUAGGCAUCAGCAUAAAUAUUUAAAAAGAACUGAUUGGGCUUUUUUAGCAUUUGUUCUGAUAAUUGGAGAUUUUAAUAGACAAAUGGGGUACCACAUGUGAUCUUUUUAAAGCUUUUAUAGUACAGUAGCCCUUUAAUUCUCUCAUGAACAUCUUUGUGGAGUACUGAAAUGGCUUUUUAAGAACAAAACACCUUUUUUCUGUGUUCCUAUUGUAUAAUUUGCACACUGUCAUGCAGUUAGGCUUUCUUACACCAGUGUUUUUCCUCAGAACUACUAUGGGGAAACCAUUGGAAGGUUUCCUGUACUAUUUUGAAACCAAAUUGUGUUUGAAUACUGCUCUAGACACUGUGAUUCGUUGAGAUUUAACUGUUUCUAAAAAAAAAAAAAAAGCACUUUAGGCAGUGCUGGUGUGUUUUUGUUUUUAAUAAUCUUCCUUCAGAAGAUGUGAAGGUUGAGAACAGUGACCAGAGAAGCCACACUUGGCACUUGCAGCAGUUAAUUACAGCCUCUAGUUUUGAUCUUUCAGGUUUUAUGUCACAAUGGCUCUCCUGUCCUUGUGUCCCCCCUCUCCCCUUUUCAUUUUUCACUGUUUCUGGUGAGAGGCUAUUUGCAGCCUUCCACCUGGGGUCCACUUUGAAGCUGUUUUGUGCUGCUCUGCCACCAGGUCCAGGUGUGGCUUUUGAAAGGGGUGAAGCUCUGCUGGUCUGGGAGAAAACCCUCAGAAAAUGAAAGGGACUCUCCUGCCAGAGAAUUGUUCUGAAUAUAUUUCCAGGCUGUCUUUUCAUCAGCUGAGAACGAUGGAGCAGAUAAAAUCUCACAUAAAACCCUGCUUAAAAAAAAACACCCAAACGUUGUUCUUGACACAGUCUCAGUGCUGAGAGAGGGGUGCUUGCAAAGUCAGACUUUUCCUCUAGUUGGUACCAGCUUGUUGCCUGCAUGUGAGCUUGUUGCAAGUAAGCACGCUUGAGAUACCACAUCAGGUCCCCCAAAAUGUAAAAAGAAAUGUUAUUUUUAUUUAGCUGAGGAGAUUUCAGUAGCACACUCCUGGCACUUCCUUGCCCACUGCCCUUCUAGACCUGAAACUUGGUGGUUUACUGGGAGAUCCUUUCAACAUUGUCUGCAAAACUCUCUUGGGUGGCCUUGAGGAGGUUUGGCUUAUUUAAUUUAAGUCUUUUUUUUUGACCCCUUGGAAUGAAAAGCACUUUUUAGGCUUAAAAAAAACUUAGUGUGACAUUGGCUGUCUGUGUUGGUUGUGCCUGAAGCUCUUGGUGUUGAACUGCACGCUGGAAUCUGCUUGAGAAUCUUGCAGGCUUAGAAACUCACCCUGAAAAUUGCCCUUCUCUGUGCAAAUUGUCUUUUGGUGAUAAAAAAAAAAACCCAAAAGAAAGCUUUAGGGGUCUUUUUUUGGGCUUUGUAAAGGAGCAUGGUGGGUCAGAGUGAGAGGAAGGGGCUGUAACACAAAGCCACUUGCUCAGGGUAGGUGCUCCAUGGCAGAACAGCUGCCCCCUGAUACUAGGGCUGGUUUUUAGUGUUAAAUUGGAAUGUUUCUUAUCUCUCAACCCCCCUGAGCUCCUCCUGCUGCACUGGGGAGCCUGGCAGGAGGUGUGUGAUGCACCCAGAGUCACUCCUGACAUUGGCACUGAAAGGUGGGCAGCAAGGGAGGGAGGAGGUGAUGCCUGAGCCCUGUUUUGGGAGAAGGUGAGAUCCAGGCUAACUGUGCUGGUUUAGUUCUUGCUUUAGCAAAGAAAACCACUCAGAUCCCAGUUACAGGGAACAACAGGAAUAUGUGGGUUUAGGUUCAUGUUCACUUUUAAUGAAAUUGUUUAAAUUUGCCUGUGUUCAUCUGUCACCUCUGAAUUUCAGAUGUUUGUGUGUUAAUGUAAUUCCUCCUGAGCUGUGUAGGGAAUCUGUGUAGACAUUGCUUCCUCACAAACAAGUGUGUCCUCUCAGAGGGGAAGGAGGGGAAUCCCCACUUCUUUUCCCUGCUCUUUUAGGAGUAGCUUGGGCUCUUUCAGGAGGUUGCACUUCAGACUGGCCCAUUGAAUCCUGGUGAAUCCCAAGCUGGAUAAAAGGGUUAAAAACCUGGUGCAGGAGAUGGCUCAGCAGCUCUGAGCCUGGGCAGAAGGAGCCCUGCAGCCCCUUAGCUGCUUCUGUGCAGAAUGUUUCCCUCCAACAUCAAACCUCAGCACUGUUGGUCUCUGUCCAGUGUGUUGCCAGAGUUAAAUCUUGAGCUUUGUUUUGUUUUGUUUUGUUUGUUUGGUGGGGUUUUCUUGGUGUUUUUUUUGUUUUGUUUUGUUUUGGAUUUUUUUCAUUUAAAAAGACCUCAUAUCAUAAUUUUUUUACAAGUUGCCUGAGUCCUCCCUUUCAGCAGUUGGGCCACUUUUACCUAGCUGGCUGAGCCUCUCCAGCACCAGUUUUUUGUGGGUUUUUUUUAGCACUUGGAGCUCCUCCUGAUGAGGAGGAUGAGGAAGAAACUGCUCUGGAGAGUUUCUGCUGGCUGCUCUUAAGGACCACUGAUUCUACCCCUGAGCUGUGUGGUGUGGAGAGCUUCUUGGUAGCUUUGGGGGAGGAGGGCAAGCUCCUGCCUCCCUGCAGAGUGCUCAGGUGCCAUCAACCCUCCUGGCAGGAGGAGGAGGAAGAGGAAGAGGAGGAGGAUGGGGAAAAAUCCUCCCUGGGGGUGGGAGAAUCCCCAAUGCACUGUAGUACAACGAGUUGUAGACUUCACUUGAAGUGGAUGCAGGGGCAUUGCACCCAUCAAAAUGCCAGUUUUCAUUUUGUUAGUGAUGUUUGUAGGAAAUUCUUAAUAAUAUUUAUCUGUACAUAACUUUGUUUCUGUAAAGCUCUGUGCUGUCUGUAGGGUGUAGGUUUCUGCUGAUUCCACGCAGUGAUGUUUUAGGGCCAUGUUGUUACCUUUUCAGUCCUUUAUUUUAUUUUAUUUUGGUUUUUUUAGAUUUGUAAUAUUGUUUUUUUUUAAACUGCUUUAGAUAUUAGUGCUCGUGGUGUUCUCAGCAAUGUGAUGCUCUGGGAGGUCUGGGUGAGCACAGCCUGAACAGGAACACGGGAAGGGGAGAACUCCCCAAGUCCUGCAGCAGCGCUCUGGUCAGGGAGCUCAGCUUCCCAAACCUUUCCUGUCUCUAUUGAAACCAGGGCAGGAAAAGCUGUCCCUGUCCCAUCUGUGGGGUGGUUGUGUGGUGUUGAGGGACACCCCUCUGCUUUUGGGGGGGUUAGGGCAGAGCAUUUGUACCCUAUGCACUCCUUGAGAGAGGCACCCGCUCUCCUCCACUCCUUUCCCCCGUUGUCCCCUGCCCUUUGGUGUCCUUGACAUUUCCAGGUGAUUUAGGAAACACCUUGGUGCUGCAGGUUUUUCCAACCCUGUGCAGCUUAGUGUCUUCUUCUACAGGAGACCCUUAAAGGUGCUCAGGGAGGAGUUUGCAGCCCCUGCUUGGUGUUAAUUCUGUGAGAAGCCUCGUGAGUCCCGGAGCAGGGAACCGUGACCCCCCCAGUGCAGUGCUGGUAGUGUGAGGUCAGUGUAAACCUAACUGCUUCCUUACUUGAUGGCUCUUCUCUGUCUCAUAGUGGAAAUCAUCCAGCUUGUAGCAUUCCCAUUGCACCAGCAACUGCUUCAAAUCCCUGGAAAGAGCUGUAACAGCGGGCUAGAGGCGUGGUGGGGAGCUGCUCCGUGCCCAAGUCCUGCAGGAACCAGGGGCUGGGUGCUCCCAGGGACUCAGCCAGACAGGAAUUCCCAUUUCCUUCCAAGAAGAGGUUUUCUUCAGGAGGAGAAGCUGCCUGAGGGGAAACUUGUCUGAAUGUUUGCCUGAGCCAAGUGCUGUAGAUCUGGGAGACAAACCUUUCGGGCAGCAAACUGCCAACACUACGUGCAGGUUACAAGGAUAGAAGGUGGGAGUUCCUGGUGGAGAUAUAUAUAUUUAUAUAUAUAUAUAUAUAUAAAAUGUAUAUGUAUAGAGGAAGCUUAUAUAAAGUGGCUGUUCAUUCUGGAGUGCUGUUGUCUUCUCUCUUGCCCUCCCCACCAGCCGUGGGGGUGCACUCUUGCAGUCUGUGAGCAGUUGCUUCUCCUGCCUUUCCAAAAAUUCCACGAUUUACUUGAAUUCUGCCAGCUGCCCCUGGCUGGGCUGGGUCUGCUCCUGCUCCCUGUGGCAGGAGGGAAGGGAAGCCCCAGGAGGGCAAGGGGCUGCCUCUGGGAUGGUUUGGGCUGGGGGGUGUUUUAAACGUGCUGGAGGUGUAGCAAAACACAUUGGUUUGGGGUUUUUUUUUUGCCUUUUUCCCCACAUUCUCUGCAAAGCAGGAGGCUGUGAGCUCACAGGGUUGCAGUGUCAUGUGUGUGUAUCUGUGUAUAUAUGCACAUAUGUAGAUAUUUACACCACUGGGUGUGCUCCUAGGACUUGCUGCUGGGUUUUGUUUGGUGGUAAAAAGGUGAAAUUUGGCUUCAAGCACUGCUGUGACCUCUCAGCCAUGCAGGUGGAAGGCGUGAGGUUUCUGUGUCCAGAAUUCUGCUUUCUCCUUUCAGCUGCAGGAAAAAAAACCAACAAAAAAAAAACCCCACCAAAAUCCCCCCCAGGUCUGUGGGGGUCAGCAGGUGAUGGGGGAAGUGAUGGGUGAGGAGAGGAAGCAGGAGAGCUGUGCUGCAGGGAAAGGGAAAGCAACCUUCUACUCCCAAGGCUCCAUGGCAGAAAUGGGGGAAUAUUAGGGGAGGGUUGGGGUGGGUUUGGGGGGGUUUCCUUUACACUUCUGAAGUUCUCUUUGUGUCCCUCAGAGCACAGAACUCUGAGGUUUGCCAAGUUCCCAACGCUCGCUGAGCCCAUCGCUGUCAUUCCUUCCACUCCUCCCCACCCUCACCCUCUUCUGCAGGGCUUGGGGUUUUGUUUUUUUUUUUUGGGGGGGGUGGUUUGUGCACCCCCAGCCAUCCCAGGUGGUUUUUAUUCCAUUUUGCAUGUGAGCAAGGCCCUGAGCUAAGUAAUUCAUUGGUGGGGUUUGGUUGUGUUGGCCUCUAGAGGAAGCCUGAGGGAACCUGUGCUGCCUUUGCACUGUGCUUCCCCUCGGGUGGGAUGGGGUGUGGGGUGUGGGGGGGGAGCCCCUCUUUAAAAAAGGAAAUUUAAAAAAGGAAAAAAAAAAGAAAAAAAAACAAAAGUUGUAAAAAGACAAAAAAACAAAACAGAAAAAAAAAAAAAAACCAACCCCCAACAAACCACCAAACCAAACCAAACCACAAUGGAAUAUAAAUGCAUCUGAAAAGCAAUUCUAAUAUAGACAUAUAUCUAUUUUGUUAUGUUACAAAGGACCAUACUUUGGGGUGUCUGUCAGUAGCUGUGGCUGUCUGAACUCUGUGGAUUGUAACACUGGAUACUGCUGAGCUCCUGUGCAUCCCUGCAGUGAUGGCAGAAGGAAUUCUUUUUCUGUUCUAGCAUGGUAAUUUGUGUCUUGUAUGUCCGAAUAUCAACUCAAAUAAAGAUUGCUUAAGUUAUCUGAAA